Messenger RNA from Phycodurus eques (leafy seadragon), 2421 nucleotides. RefSeq names its product extracellular calcium-sensing receptor-like. Gene Ontology annotation, biological process: G protein-coupled receptor signaling pathway. The record is from RefSeq and is a predicted model, not a curated record. Gene Ontology annotation, molecular function: G protein-coupled receptor activity. Gene Ontology annotation, cellular component: membrane. Bases 16 to 2421 code for a protein of 801 amino acids. The transcript is spliced from 6 exons. NCBI's taxonomy places the organism in Eukaryota, Metazoa, Chordata, Actinopteri, Syngnathiformes, Syngnathidae.
AAGGAUGGAGACAUCAUGUUGGGGGGAAUCUUUUCCCUUCACAGCAGUUGGAAAGACCGACAGGAUAGCUAUGCACACAAGCCGCUACCACUGCAGUGCACCAGUUUAAAUUUUAGGGGCUUCCAGUUUGCCCAGGCCAUGGUCUUUGCCAUUGAGGAGAUCAAUAACCGCACCGACCUGUUGCCUGGCCUCUCUCUGGGCUACAAAAUCUAUGACUCUUGUGGCUCCAUUGCUAGAGGGGUGAGGGUCGCACUGGCUUUGGCCAAUGGGGAUGGAGACAGCCGUUUGGAUGAGCGUUGUAUCAGACCAGCCCAAGUGCAGGCCAUUGUGGGAGAGACGUCUUCCUCUCCUUGCAUGGCUAUAGCAACUGUCAUUGGACCUUUUCACAUCCCGCUGAUAAGCCACUUUGCCACUUGUGCUUGUCUCAGUGAUAAAGUCAAAUACCCAUCUUUCCUCAGGACAAUACCCAGUGAUUAUUACCAGAGUCGAGCUCUUGCCCAGCUGGUCAAGCACUUUGGGUGGACCUGGGUGGGAGCUAUCAGAACCAAUGAUGAUUAUGGCAAUAAUGGAAUGGCCACGUUCACAGAGACUGCCCGACAGCUUGGUAUCUGUCUGGAGUUUUCAGUAUCUUUCUUUAGGAUGGAUCCACCAGACAAAAUAAAAAAGAUAAUCGAUGUUAUUAAGGUUUCUACGUCCAAGGUGAUUGUCACUUUCCUCUCGCACAUGGACCUGGAUGUAUUAAUUCAUCAACUGUCAUAUCACAACCUGACCGGCUACCAGUGGGUCGGCACAGAGUCUUGGAUCGUUGAUUCCCAAACGGCAGCUAUGGAUCAGAAACAUAUCCUAGAUGGAGCAAUCGGGUUAUCCAUCCCCAAAGCACACGUCAGCGGCAUGAGGGAGUUCAUGUUGGACAUAAAACGCCUGAAUACAUCUGGUGAUGACACAUUCAGGCUAUUCUGGGAGACAUUAUUCAAGUGUCAGUUUGAGAGGGCAAAGUCAUCAGGCGGUAAUCAGAGGGGGUGCAGUGGUUUUGAAGACCUCAGCAGUGUUCAAAACACCUUCACUGAUAUGUCACUCAUGCCCAUCUUUCACAAUGUCUAUAAAGCUGUGUAUGCUGUGGCCCAUGCGCUUCAUGGUAUUCUUGGCUGUAACACAACAUGUAAGACAAAAGUGCAGCUAGAGCCAUUUACAAUUUUACACCACAUGAAGAAGAUUACAUUCAAAACUAAAGGAGGAGAUGAAGUUUACUUCAAUGAGAAUGGAGAUCCAACAGCCAAGUAUGAAAUUAUAAACUGGCAGCCAACAGUAAAUGGGACAGUCAAAUUUGUCACAGUUGGUCUCUAUGACACGUCUGCGAACAAAAAGCUGAAUUUGAAUAAUAGAUCUAUGAUUUGGGCUGAGAACUCACAGAAGGUCCCUGUGUCAGUUUGCAGUGAGAAAUGUCACCCAGGGACACGGAAGGUUCUGCAGAAAGGAAAGCCGGUCUGCUGCUAUGACUGUGUGAGGUGUGCAGAGGGCAAAUUCAGUAACACCACAGAGUUCUGGUCAAACCAGAGGAGAGAUGCCUGCACGACGAAAGAAGCAGAGUUCUUGUCGUACGAGGGGGUCAUGGGAUCUCUCCUCACCACGGCAUCUUUAUUGGGCUCAUGCUUGACUGCUGCCGUGGCUUUUGUUUUCUUCAAAAACAGGAGUACUCCCAUCGUCAGGGCCAACAACUCAGAGCUAAGCUUCCUAUUGCUCCUCUCUUUAUCUUUGUGCUUCCUGAGCUCUCUGACCUUCAUCGGCCGGCCCACCGAGUGGUCCUGCAUGCUACGACACACGGCGUUUGGCAUAACCUUUGUGCUCUGCAUCUCUUGUGUACUGGGGAAAACUGUUGUGGUGCUGAUGGCCUUCAGGUCCACACUUCCUGACAGUCAUGUCUUGAAGUGGUUUGGGCCUCUUCAGCAAAGACUCAGUGUGCUGGCUUUUACUCUCAUCCAGGUGGUCAUUUGUGUCCUCUGGCUCAUAAUCGCUCCUCCAUUUCCUUUCAAAAAUUUCAAAGAGUUUAAGGAUAAAAUCAUCUUGGAGUGUGCUGUGGGUUCAGCUCUGGGCUUCUGGGCCGUGCUUGGCUACAUAGGAAUCUUGGCCCUGUUAUGUUUCAUUCUGGCCUUUCUGGCCCGCAAGCUUCCGGAUAACUUCAAUGAAGCCAAACUGAUCACCUUCAGCAUGCUGAUAUUUUCUGCGGUGUGGAUUACUUUCAUCCCAGCUUAUGUCAGCUCCCCGGGCAAGUUCGGUGUUGCCGUAGAGAUAUUUGCAAUUUUGGCCUCCAGUUUUGGACUGCUCAUUUGCAUAUUUAUUCCUAAAUGUUACAUCAUACUAAUGCAACCUGAAAAGAAUACAAAGAAGAGCAUCAGAAGUAAAGGGACAGUAAAAUCCUCAUGA